Molecule: messenger RNA, 753 nt
Organism: Hipposideros armiger (great roundleaf bat)
Lineage: Eukaryota; Metazoa; Chordata; Mammalia; Chiroptera; Hipposideridae
Gene: CUNH13orf46
Product: chromosome unknown C13orf46 homolog
Exons: 6
Coding region: 1-471 (156 amino acids)
Source: RefSeq, a predicted model, not a curated record
AUGACAAACACUGUUCCUUCCUCCUCAGAAUCUGAAGAUCAAGGAAAGGACCUAAGAAGCAACGCCGAAGAUACCAUCUGUCAGGCAAACCUCCAGGAAGACAAGCAGGAAGAGCAUCAGGAUGCCCUUGGAAAGCCGGACCACGAGAGUGGAAAGAUGGAACCAGAGGUUGAGAAGAGCGACUCCGAGGCCAGCGACGAGGAGGAACAGGAAGGAGAGAACACAGACAAUUGCACCCAGGAACAGGAGUUGGAGUCCAUAGAGCUGGAAGACCUUCUGGAAAAAGAGAAACCAUCUGUGUUUGUGGAGAUUGAUCUCGGAGAACAUGCUGAGGAGGUGGUCACAUGUGCCAUGAGAGAAGAGAAGAGGUCCCAGAUGGACAUGGGGGAUUUGUCAGAAGACGAGACCAGGACCAGCUGGGUGUGCUGCAUUCCAUACUCCACCAGAAAGAAGGUGAAGGAGAGUGUGUAGCAGUCCUGGAGAAGGUAAUUCGCACACGGAGACCGGCCAGAUGGGCAGGGGGAGCCUGGGGUGACAGGAAGUAAAAUAGAGGGGGCUAGGCUGCCUGUCUGGCCUCCUCCCAGCUUCCUCGGUCCCCCUCAAGAACUGCCCCUCUGGCCUGUAACUGAGGGUCUCCGCUUCUGUCUCCUGGGGUUGGCCAGACCAGGCAGGGAUGAGAGAUGCAGACAAGCAGCCCUGAAAACCAUGCCACACGAAACUUUUUCAGGGACACCGGUGACCUGGAUGUGAAUC